AUGGGACACUUCCUUGAAGAUGGUGCACCUCCAGCGCCACCUCCAGACAAGUCGCCCGACGACUGGACUCCGUACCGGGAUCGUGUCGAGUUUGAGACUGCGGAGUUUCUGUAUGCGCGCAACCAAAUGUCCGCCGGGGAUAUCAACAUUUUAUUGGAUCUUUGGGCCGCAACCCUCCUGAAAUACGACGACAAGCCGCCGUUCGCAGACUGCCGCGACUUGCAUAGAACGAUCGACAAUACACCAUUAGGCGAUGUCAAAUGGCAAUCGUUCAAGGUACGGUACACUGGGGAGAAGCCAACAAGCGAUGUACCACCCUGGAUGGACCAGUCUCAUGAUGUGUGGUACCGUGACCCCCAUGAGGUGAUUCGGAAUAUGUUGGGAAAUCCCGACUACGAAAAAGAGAUGGAUUACCGCCCUUUCCGUGAGUACUCAGCUGACGGCGACAAACGACAAUGGCAGGACUUCAUGUCCGGUGAUUGGGCUUGGAAUCAAGCCGACAUAAUUUGUGAAGAUCCGGAUACGCUCGGCUCAACAUUCGUACCGGUUAUACUCGGAUCUGAUAAGACCACUGUUUCGGUGGCGACUGGCGCGAACGAUUACUAUCCCUUAUACGUAUUGAUUGGCAAUGUGCGCAACAACGUCCGGCGUGCACAUCGUGACGCCGUUGCCAUUGUUGGUUUCCUUGCUAUGCCGAAAACUACAAAGGAGCACGCUGCCGAUGCAAUAUAUCGGAAAUAUCGCCGACAAUUGUUUCAUUCAUCCAUCGCCAAGAUUCUCGAGAACCUGAGACCGAGCAUGACCAAACCAGAGGUUGUUCGCUUUGGUGAUGGCCACUAUCGGCGUGUGAUUUACGGGCUUGGUCCGUAUAUCGCAGAUUACGAAGAGCAGGUUCUUCUAGCAUGUAUAGUGCGCGGCUGGUGCCCCAGGUGUAUGUCCAACCGCAAGAAUUUAGAUGAGAAGUCGUUGUGUCGGUGUCGUGACCAUACGGAGGCGCUGAUCGAAGAGGUUGCAACGUCCCUCGCGCUGUGGGACGAGUACGGGAUUGUCGGCGACCUUGUUCCGUUUACAAACGACUUCCCUCGCGCUGAUAUACAUGAGUUGAUUGCACCGGAUCUCCUGCAUCAACUCAUAAAAGGAACCUUCAAGGAUCACUUGGUCGAGUGGGUUGGAAAGUAUUUGGUACACGUACAUGGUAAGAAAGAGGCAGAGAAAAUUCAAGAUGAUAUAGACCGAAGAAUUGCUGCAGUUUCCUCCUUUGCAGGCCUUCGACGCUUUCCAGAAGGUCGAGGAUUCAAACAAUGGACAGGUGAUGAUUCGAAAGCGCUUAUGAAGGUUUAUUUACCCGCCAUCGAAGGCCACGUCCCAACUGAUGUGGUGCGCACGUUUCGUGCAUUCCUUGAAUUCUGCUAUCUCGUACGGCGUAGCAUCAUUACGGAAUCUACAUUAUAUCAAAUCCAGGACGCUCUCGACCGAUUCCAUCACUACAGGGCUAUUUUUGAGUCCACCGGCGUCACAAAGCACAUCAAGGCAGUGAAGGAACCGUGGAGACGAUCGAGUCGCUACAAAGCACUCGGUCAAAUGCUGGUGACAAACCAGCGCUUAGAUAAACUUGCCGCAGCGCGCGUGGAUUUCAAGAGCCGUGGAAUGUUGAACGGCACCUGUCUGUCUGCAAUGCUUCAAAGAUUAAGAUCCUUUUGCCACCAACGAGUCCAACCAAGACAACGACAAUCUUUUGGUGCUGCCUUCCAACCCCGACAACGCAAAUGUGCAUGCACGAUCUCUAAUUUAUCUACAGAACUUGGUAUCCCCCAUCUCUACACCCUCCUCCGCCGAUUCUUAUUCGAGCAAGCAAACCCAGACGACCAGCGUGCUCCCUCUGACAUCCCGCUUGCAAGAUGUCCUCAAUUCGAUGGAAAAAUUCAAGUGUUCAACUCUGCGUCAUCAAUGUUUUAUGCACCCAGUGACCGCAGCGGGAUUGGCGGCAUGCGGCGGGAACACAUCCGUGCCUGUCCCGUUUGGAGAAACGAAGCACCCCGGUAUGACUGCAUGUUCGUUAACACGGAUGCAGGUGUUGAAGGGAUGGGGGGCAUGGAGGUAGCCCGUAUAAUGUGUUUUUUUUCAUUCACAUUUGAAGGUAUUUCGUACCCAUGCGCUGUAGUACGCUGGUUCGACAAAGCCAGCGAUGGGCCCGACGAAGACACAGGGAUGUGGAUCGUCCAGCCUUCAUUUGAUACAGAUAAUUCACCGUUCGUUGGAAUCAUCCACGUCGACUCAAUCUAUCGCGCCGCACACCUUGUUCCAAUCUAUGGAACACAGUUCAUCCCACGCGACCUCAAGCACUAUGAUUCGUAUGACGCUUUUCAAGCAUUCUACGUGAACAAAUUCGCAGACCAUCACGCAUUUGAGAUUGCGUCUUAG
This is a messenger RNA of Suillus paluster, 2421 nucleotides long. RefSeq lists its product as uncharacterized. Bases 1 to 2421 code for a protein of 806 amino acids. The record is from RefSeq and is a predicted model, not a curated record. The transcript has 10 exons. Lineage: Eukaryota; Fungi; Basidiomycota; Agaricomycetes; Boletales; Suillaceae.